Messenger RNA from Cladocopium goreaui, 750 nucleotides. Lineage: Eukaryota; Dinophyceae; Suessiales; Symbiodiniaceae. The record is from the annotation of a GenBank genome assembly.
AUGUCGUUGCCUUUCCAAUCACAUUGCUGGCAAUGUGUCCAACGACCAGACAAUCGCCGCGGAGACUUUUUGAUCGGUUGGGCAGAAUCAGGCGAAGCGGGCCUGAAUCAACAUGCGCAGGUAUCUGCGCUGGAAGUGGAUGAGUUGCUCCCGGCGCUUCGACGAAGGUCACCCGGAAAGUCGCUGCGUCAAUCGCUGCUGGUGGUGAAAGACACCGUCUGCUACCGACGCUUGGCCAAGUCAACGACCAAGGCUGACGCGGUCUUGGAAAUUGGCUCUUCUUUGGGUGAAUGCACACAGGUCCUGUCGCGUGCUGCUGCAGUGGUGGCUAUCGAUGUGAGCAAAGAACUCGUCGAGGAGAGCCGCCGCAGGCAUCCCAGUUGCCGCUUUGAGUGGCUCGACUGUUUUCAGGAGACUGAUCGGCUGCGAGAUUAUUGCCAGGAGCUACAGUUGCACGGACGUUUGAAGAUCUUCAUCGACAUUGGUGGAGAUCGUAGCACCCAGGAUGUCCUACAGCUCCUGUUCUUGCUUGAGGGGUUGGUCACACCAUCUCCAGUGCUGCUGGUCGUGAAAUGUGAACAGCUGGUGGAUGACCUCUUUGACUACUGCGCGCCCAAUGGCAGGCUGCAGAUGGAGGGGCCCCUGGAAACGCUGCGCGGUGCGCGAGGAAGCCGGAGCGCUCGGCAGGUGCAAAGGAUGAGGCUUCACCCUUAUUUAUACCGCUAUUUCUAUGUUGUAAUGUUUAAAUAA